GUUUUUAGUCAAUAUUCAGAUUUAAGAACACAGGAUCCGAUCGGUAUGUUUAAGCAAACCUGUUCCGACCUGACCAAGCUGCCGAAGCAGCGGGUUCGCCAGUGGCUGUCCUCCAUCGAAUCGGUGAUCUGCGAUGCGGACGGAGUCCUUUGGCACUUUGCGAAGGCCCUCGAUGGGGCAGUGGAUACCUUUAAUCAACUGAGUACCUCCGGCCGAAAGACCUUCAUUGUGUCGAACAACUCGGAGAUUUCGAGAUUGGAUAUGGCCAACAAGGCAAAGGAUCUGGGCUUUACGAUCGAGGAGGAUAGUGUCCUGACCUCGGCCUUUUCGUGUGCCAAUUUUCUGCUCAUGAAGAAGUUCCAGAAGAAGGCAUUCGUCAUGGGCGAAAGAGGAAUCCAUCAAGAACUGGAGAAACUUGGUGUUUGUUCUACGAAAGUUUCCGAAACGCUGCAGAGGCCCAUUAACGAGUUUGUCGCGGACUUAAAACUUGAUCCCGAUGUGGGGGCGGUGAUUGUGGGUCGGGAUGAGGGCUUCAACAUGGCCAAGUUGGUGCGUGCUGGCACCUAUCUGCUGAAUCCGGGGAUUUUAUUCCUGGGCACUUGCUUGGACGCCGCCUAUCCCAUUGGCAAUAAUCGGGUGAUAGUGGGAGCCGGUGCCACCUUGGCGGCCAUGAAAGCCCUUACUGGAAGAAAACCAUUGAUUUUGGGGAAACCCAAUCCAUGGACGGCGGCUCCACUCUUGCAAUCCGGUCUUAUAAAGCCGGAGAGCACCUUAAUGGUGGGCGAUACUCUUGAGACCGAUAUCCACUUCUCAGCGAACUGCGGCUUUCAGUCCUUGAUGGUUGGCAGUGGCGUAAAUAGCCUGAAGGAGGUCCACAAGAUCAUCGAGGAGGGCGACCCAAAGAAGAAAGUCUUGGUACCGGAUACCUACCUUCCCAGUUUUGGCCACUUGCUGGAGUUCCUCUGCUAGACCGCAUACAAAUUGUAAAUUAUUAUUGCCAACCAUUUCUGCAUAAAAUCAAUACCGCAAAAGAGCGGCCUGCCUUCAAUGUCACCCACAA
Messenger RNA from Drosophila biarmipes, 1060 nucleotides. Its product is annotated as glycerol-3-phosphate phosphatase. NCBI's taxonomy places the organism in Eukaryota, Metazoa, Arthropoda, Insecta, Diptera, Drosophilidae. The transcript is spliced from 2 exons. Gene Ontology annotation, cellular component: cytoplasm. Gene Ontology annotation, molecular function: phosphatase activity. The record is from RefSeq and is a predicted model, not a curated record. The coding region runs from base 46 to 969 and encodes 307 amino acids.